CCCAUCUCCCCUACACCAUGCCAGUUAUCAACGUGAAAGACGACGAAGACUUCAGAAAUCAGCUUUCCCUCGCUGGUCUCAAGUCAGUGAUUGUCGAUUUCACUGCAGUCUGGUGCGGACCGUGCAAAAUGAUUGCUCCAACAUUUGAAGCUCUGUCCAAUCAAUAUCUUGGAGCAGUUUUUCUGAAAGUUGAUGUGGAGAUCUGCGAGAAAACCAGCUCAGAGAACGGUGUCAAUUCGAUGCCAACGUUCAUGGUUUUCCAGAGCGGAGUCCGCGUGGAACAAAUGAAAGGAGCCGAUGCAAAAGCACUGGAAACAAUGGUGAAAAAGUACGCAGACAACUCGGCAGCCGACUCACUGGUUGCUGGUCAAAUGGACUUGACACCUCUUGUCGAUAAGAAACAAAUGGAAUGUUUGAAUGAAUCUGAUGAUACUCCACUGGGACGUUUUCUCGAAGGAAACUGCAAUCUGGUUUCAGAUUGUGAUGAGCAAUUGAUCAUCUCACUUCCAUUUAAUCAACCAGUCAAAGUUCAUUCAAUUCUUAUUAAAGGAGUAUCGGAUCGUGCUCCAAAGAAGGUCAAAGUGUUCAUUAAUCUUCCGAAAACUACGGAUUUCGAUAAUGCAACAGCUCUGGAGCCAACUCAAAUGUUGGAAUUUGAUGAAUCUUCUAUUCAAGGGCACGGACAAGUCGUCGCGUUGAAAUAUGUCAAGUUCCAGAAUGUUCAGAAUAUUCAAUUUUUCAUUGAGAAUAAUGUCGGUGGAGGAGAUGUCACUGAGCUCGUCAAGCUUACAGUCUUCGGAACACCUCUGUCUGCUCUCAACAUGAACGAAUUCAAAAGAGUCGCCGGAAAAGCUGGAGAUGCAGCUCAUUGAGCCCAUCAAUCCUUCUUCCUAUCAACUGAUUGUGAGCCAACGAGUUAUCCAAUUCAUUUCUCUAAUUGUCAUGUACCAAAAACCAUACUUUCGCUGAUCCCAGUUUCCAUAUUUUCCUUAUUUAUUUCUCGAUUUGUGUAUCAUUUUUAUUUUAAUUUUAAUUUUAAAUUUAAAUUUAUUUUUUUUUCUCAGCAUAAACAC
Molecule: messenger RNA, 1073 nt
Organism: Caenorhabditis elegans
Lineage: Eukaryota; Metazoa; Nematoda; Chromadorea; Rhabditida; Rhabditidae
Gene: txl-1
Product: Thioredoxin-like protein
Exons: 3
Coding region: 18-872 (284 amino acids)
Biological process (GO): cell redox homeostasis
Cellular component (GO): cytoplasm
Source: RefSeq, marked reviewed